AUGGCUAAAUCAACAGGAUGGGACCCUGUUCUUCUAAUAUCUCAGAUAGUUACUAUGCAAACUCUACAUUACUUGACAAUGGCCCUUUUGGUCCCACCGCUCCUCAUAAUAUUCGCAGACUCAAGGGUUUUGGAUUAUGACGGCGGUGCAGCAAAUGUUGGGAUGAUUAUGGACUGGCGUGAACUGGCCGGAAGGCCGACGUCGCGGGCGUCGCAGAGCACAUGGGGUGCUUGGAAUACAGUAUGGAGUGGUGGCAAACAGCUAGGGUCGGCCGAAGCAAGUGAUAGACCACGAUUUGGACACACAGAUCCAAUGCGUGGGUGGAUUAUUGCCGCAUGCUGGGUGGCUGCGUCAACGGCGGACAUAUACUAUCUGUACACACUCAUUAGGCGACCACGCCUCAUUCUUGAUUUCUCAGUGACGCUUCUGUUCAGCCAUCUCGUGCUCACGACGUAUUACUCCAACACAUUUCCCACCUCUCUCUUCUUCUGGGGGGUCAUGGCUGCCAGUACCGCCCUGAUGAUAGUGGUCGCCGAGCAGAUGUGUGUCAAGAGAGAGAUGACCGAAGGGCUCGCUGUUGUCACCGCAAAUGACGGAGAUGAGAUGGAGAUGGGAACUUUAUUACGGCGAGACUAG
Postia placenta MAD-698-R-SB12 is the source of this 636-nucleotide messenger RNA. RefSeq lists its product as hypothetical. Lineage: Eukaryota; Fungi; Basidiomycota; Agaricomycetes; Polyporales; Adustoporiaceae. The transcript is spliced from 4 exons. Gene Ontology annotation, cellular component: Golgi membrane; trans-Golgi network. The record is from RefSeq and is a predicted model, not a curated record. Bases 1 to 636 code for a protein of 211 amino acids. Gene Ontology annotation, biological process: Golgi to plasma membrane protein transport; protein localization to Golgi apparatus; Golgi to endosome transport.